AUGUUCUUAAGUUCAAAAUCUCUAUUGCAAUCGAAUAACAAUGUGCUGAAAAAUAUUAUAAAGAAAGCAUCUGUGCAAAAAAAUAUUGUGCAUAAGUACUCGACUAAUCUUGCUGAGGCUGUAUCUAUCGAAGAUGUAUUACCAUACAACAAGAUACCAGGACCUUCAACAUUACCAAUUAUUGGUGCAGCUCAUCAUUUUGCACCAGGAGGAAAGUAUAGUGGCUUGGAUUUAACAUCAUUAAUAAACAGGCUUUAUGAUGAAUAUGGAGACAUUGUGUGCCUCCGGGGAUUGCCAAGCAAACCUGAUACGGUUUUCAUUUAUAAUUUUGAAGAUAUGGAAAAGGUCUAUCGAAAUGAAGGACCUUGGCCUGAAAGACCUGCUCUAGAAACACGAGAGUACUAUUUGAGAGAAAAAAGACCUGAAGUAUUCAAAUCUGUUUAUGGACUGAUUCAUUCUCAAGGUGAGGAAUGGCAAAAGAUUCGAUCUGUUGUAAAUCAGCCAAUGAUGCAACAUAAAGUUACCAGACAAUAUGUCGGAUGGAUUGAAGAAAUUGCAAACGAUUUUUUAGCUCGUAUUGCUUUGAAAUAUAUUUCACAAGCAAGAAAACGAUUAGAAGCCAAUCCUACAAACGAUCAAAAUAAUCUAAGUGUUUUAGAAAAAUUACUCAAGAAAGACCCUCAAGUAGCAAUAAUUAUGGCUCUGGACAUGAUUUUUGCUGGAGUAGAUACUACAGCUUCCAGUACGAUUACGACUUUAUAUAACUUGGCAAAAAAUCAAGAUAAGCAAGAUAAUUUAAGAAAGCAUUUAUCACAGUUAUUCCCUAAAGGUUCACCUAUAACUGCCGAAGGUUUAAAUAGCGCGUCUUAUCUGAAAGCUUGUUUUAAAGAAUCGCAUAGAAUGAAGCCAGUAGUUCAAGCAAAUGGAAGGAUAGCAAGAGAAGACAUAGUUCUACAAAACUAUUUCAUUCCGAAAGGGACCGCGCUCUUUUUAACUCAUGACUUCUCAUCAAGAGAGAAAAAUCAGUUUCCUGAUUGGAAUAAGUAUAUGCCAGAGCGUUGGCUCCGUACAGAAACCGAAGGCGUCCCUUCGGCCAAAUGCGCCCACAAAUUCGCUUACAUGCCCUUCGGUUUUGGGCCUAGAAUGUGCGUCGGAAGGAGGUUUGCAGAACUUGAGAUGGAAGUACUGGUGACCAGGCUGAUCACCGAUUACAAGGUUCAAUGGACAGGAGCCGAAAUGCAAUACAAAAGUACUAUGAUACAAAAUCCGACUGGGCCAAUGAAUUUUAAAUUUACUCCUUUUACUAUUUACUUCAAAAUGUUUGGUUUAAGGUCUUUAGUAGUGUUAGGUAACAAAGCACCUUGUGAUUUUUUAAAACAAAAACUUUUACAAAAUGUUGUUGUGAGCAAGUACUCUACUAAUCUAGCUGAGGCUAUAUCUUUCGAAGAUGCUCUAUCUUACGACAAGAUACCAGGACCUUCAACAUUGCCAAUUAUUGGUGUUGCCCAUCAUUUUGCACCUGGGGGUAAAUACAGUGGUCUCGACUUAGCACAACUAGCAGAAAAAUUGUAUAAAGAAUAUGGAGAUAUUGUAGCAAUAAGGGGAUUGCCUGGCAAACCAGAUAUGGUUUUCCUAUACAACUUUGAUCACAUGGAAAAGGUAUAUCGUACAGAAGGGCAAUGGCCUGAUAGACCAGCUUUUGAAUCACGAGAGUAUUACUUGAGAGAUAAAAGACCAGAAGUUUUUAAAUCUGUUUUGGGACUACUUCAUUCGCAAGGUGAAGAAUGGCAACAGAUUCGGUCAGUAGUAAAUCAGCCCAUGAUGCAGCAUAAGAUUACAAGGCAAUAUGUUGGAUGGAUUGAAGAAAUUGCCAAUGACUUUAUUGCACGAUUAAAUACUCUUCUCGAUAAAGAAGGCAAUGUACCCGAAGAUUUUCAAAUGGAAAUGAAUAAAUGGUCAUUAGAAUCGAUUGCUCGUAUUGCAGUAGAUACACGUCUUGGAUGUUUUAAUCCAGAUGCUCCUGAGCAUGCUGAUGGUGAAAAAUUGAUAAAAGCGAUACAAAGAGUUUUUGUAUUAGGUUAUGAACUUGAAAUUUUGCCAUCUUUCUGGAAAUAUAUAGAAACGCCCAAGUUUAAGGAACUUAUACGAGUCUACGAUGACAUAACUGACGUUGCUUUGAAAUACAUAUCACAGGCGAGAAAACGUUUAGAAGCAAAUCCAACAAACGAUGAAGAAAACUUAAGCAUAUUGGAAAAGUUGCUCAAGAAAGAUCCCCAAAUCGCAAUAAUUAUGGCCCUAGAUAUGUUUUUUGCUGGCGUAGAUACGACCUCGUCAAGUACGAUUACAACUCUGUAUAAUUUGGCCAAAAAUCAGGAUAAGCAAGAUAUUUUAAGAGAGCAUUUGGGCAAAGUAUUUCCUAAAGGUUCACCAAUAACUGCUGAAGGUUUGAACAGCAUACCAUAUCUUAAAGCUUGCUUUAAGGAGUCUCAUAGAAUUAAACCAGUAGCCCAAGCAGUUGGUAGACUAGCAGGUCAAGAUAUUGUUCUGGGCAAAUAUUCUAUUCCGAAGGGGAAGUCGCUAUUUUUAUUGCACGACUUCUCGACAAGAGUGAAAAAUCAAUUUCCUGAUUGGAACAAGUUCUUGCCAGAGCGUUGGCUACGUACAGAAACAGAAGGCGUCCCUUCGGCCAAAUGCGCCCACAAAUUCGCCUACAUGCCCUUCGGUUUUGGGCCAAGAAUGUGCGUCGGAAGGAGGUUUGCCGAACUCGAGAUGGAAGUACUGGUGACCAGGCUGAUCACUGAUUAUAAGAUUCAUUGGACCGGAGAGGAAAUGCAAUACAAGAGCACCAUGAUACAAAACCCGACUGGGCCAAUGAAUUUUAAAUUGACUCCUGUGUAAUGUAAUGU
Molecule: messenger RNA, 2906 nt
Organism: Ctenocephalides felis (cat flea)
Lineage: Eukaryota; Metazoa; Arthropoda; Insecta; Siphonaptera; Pulicidae
Product: cytochrome P450 CYP12A2-like
Exons: 17
Coding region: 1-2898 (965 amino acids)
Molecular function (GO): heme binding; oxidoreductase activity, acting on paired donors, with incorporation or reduction of molecular oxygen; iron ion binding
Source: RefSeq, a predicted model, not a curated record